AUGGGGAACAAAAAGAAAUCCACAACCUGUCCAGACCAUAUUGAGCAAGGCUCCAGCAAGAAAGCGGGAGAUCUGGACAGGUACUUCAGAGAAAAGGUAAAGGCUUUGACACACGUCGAAGAUAGCAAUAUGGUGGCGGCCCCGCGAGAAUCUGACUCACCUCCUCCUAGCCCAGCAUCUUUGGAACAAUCUACUAUCAUCAAAGACUCCGAAAUUAGGGAGCUACUGCAGAACUUACCCUCCAAAACAGACCUCACAUCUAUGCUGGCAAAAUUGGAGGAAUCGAUGCAAGAGAAGAUAUCUGACAUUGCCAGAGACGUGCACCAUGUGGAGCAAAGAGUAGGAGAACUGGAAGAUGAAAACUUACAAACAUUGGGGGCGAUUAUAGCUCUGGAAACAAGACAGGACGAAAUGGAACUAAAAUAUAUUAAUAUGGCCAGAAACUUUGAAGACUUAGAAAAUGGGAGCCGGAGGAAUAAUUUACGCAUGAGAGGCCUACCGGAAACACAGGAAGCUUCAGAGGACCUACAGGCCACAUUACAGAUGUUAUUUAACAACAUCCUCCAGAGGCCAGCGGAUACUCCUGUCCUACUAGACCGAGCACACAGGGCCCUGAGACCAAAAGGCCUCCCACAAGAUAAACCGAGGGAUGUUAUAUGCAGAAUCCACUAUUAUUCAUUAAAAGAAGAGAUUCUGAGACUCUGAGAUCAAAGGAUUCACCAGUGAUGACACAGGGAAAUACUCAACUACAACUAUUUCUGGAUCUGGCUUGGUCCACUUUACAAGGCCGCAGAUCAUUACGCCCCAUCACAGGAAUGCUGCAAGACCGCAAUAUAAAAUACCGAUGGAGAUAUCCAUUCUCAUUGUCCGUGAUUAAAGACGGUAACACAGUCUCCCUAAGGUCAGCAGAGGAUGCCCCGGAAUGUCUUUGUAAACUUGGUUUACCUCACAUAGUUAUACUGGACUGGUACACAGAGAACUCCUAUCAAGCAACUGUACCGCAACCUCAGAGACAACGAAGACGAUCCCCUGCCGGAUCCAAAAGGCCCACGUCCAGACAGCCCUCACAAGAACCGAAUACAAGAACAAGAAGAGAGCUUCCAGCAUCUUAAUCAGUGUUGCAUUAUACCAGGACUAAAUCCUCAAACAGGCAACUUUCAGACCCAGUCUGCAAACUGGACGUUUAUUACAUAA
This is a messenger RNA of Pelobates cultripes (western spadefoot toad), 1194 nucleotides long. The record is from the annotation of a GenBank genome assembly. Lineage: Eukaryota; Metazoa; Chordata; Amphibia; Anura; Pelobatidae.